Molecule: messenger RNA, 2720 nt
Organism: Acanthopagrus latus (yellowfin seabream)
Lineage: Eukaryota; Metazoa; Chordata; Actinopteri; Spariformes; Sparidae
Product: cytokine-inducible SH2-containing protein-like
Exons: 3
Coding region: 356-994 (212 amino acids)
Biological process (GO): phosphatidylinositol phosphate biosynthetic process; intracellular signal transduction
Cellular component (GO): phosphatidylinositol 3-kinase complex
Molecular function (GO): 1-phosphatidylinositol-3-kinase regulator activity
Source: RefSeq, a predicted model, not a curated record
GUCACUGCGGGCGCCGAAACACAAAACCUUUCUUGGAAACAGAUUCCGGGAAGCUCAGCCAGUCGGUCAGUCAGUCAGCCGGACUGAACCGAGCUGUUUUCUCUGUGCAGUUUACUGAAUAAAGAGCUCCGGUCAGGCUCACAGCUCCGCUCGCUGCAGGUGACUCACGGAGAUCUCUUCUUCUUUUAUUAUUAUUAUUAUAUUAUUAUCACCACAAGACGCAGAGUUAGAAGAACAUGUUUCAGCCGUGGUAAUUACUGAUUCACUGUGAGAGACUGCUCGAUUAUUUCAUGGACUGUUCUUUGGUGGAGAUCCUUAUGAUUUUCCCCGCUUUAAGGGCUGCUGUCAGUCAGACAUGGUUGCCCGGACAGUACCCAUUUUCCAUCAUGAAGGAGGUUCAUGCUGCCCACAUCCCUCUCCUCCUCCCUGGGACCCAGCAGAGGACCUCCGCUGCAUCACCACCACCUUCCAGUAUCUCCAGACCUCAGGCUGGUACUGGGGAUCCAUCUCAGCCAGUGAAGCGAGGGAAGCUCUGCUGAAAAGGUCUGAAGGCACGUUUCUGAUGCGGGACAGCAGUCACCCUCAGUACAUGCUGGCCCUGUCGGUGAAGACCCGCAGCGGGCCGACCAGCAUACGCAUCGAGUACAGCAAGGGCUCCUUCUGGCUGGACUCCAUUUCCCCGGGCCUGCCUCACCUGCAGUCCUUCCCGGACGUUCUCAGCCUCAUACAACACUACAUGGGCUCGGGCCACACGCCGCAGGGUCAGGCGUCCAGUGACAUCCACCCCAAAACCAAGCCCAACCCUGCCAAGCUCACGGCGAAAGACAGCAGCGUGCCCCUGAAGCUGAUGCAGCCCCUGCACAAACCGGAGGCCUUCCCCUCUUUGCAGCACCUGGCGCGCCUCACCAUCAACAGACACACCAGCUGCCCCGAGCAGCUGCCACUCCCAAAGCCUCUGCUGCGCUACCUGCAGGACUACCCUUUCCACAUAUGAGGGUCUCCGUGGCUCUGGUGCAGGACACAGGGGCAGGGUCACACUCCAUGAACACACACUGCGAAUUUGGGACAGCGUGACGCCCCAGGCCACAGAUGAGCCCAGCAGGAGAAUACUGAGAUCCUCAGAUGUACGUCACUACUGGAGAAUGAACUCAGUCUCACUACAGAGCUACUGUUGUUCUCCAGAAUAACAUUUUUUGUUUUUUUUUAAAUUAUUGUUAUUAUUUUUGUAUGUGUGUGUUUGAGCCGCGGUGAAGCCGUUUUUAUUUCCAUGAUGUCAGCAUGAGUUUUUCUCCCUUCCUCUGCUCCAUUUCAAACCAGUAAGACGGUUAUUUGCAUGUCUGAGCCCAGCGGUCCCACAACACAGCCUAAACAUUAGAAAUCAUUUGUGGUUUCCAUCUUAUGAGCUCCAUUUUUCAGUGCUCCAUGUGAAGGCAAAGAGUGUCCAACAAAGCAAUGUUUAUGAAAUCAGUGAAGCUGAUGAAAACGUGGCCGGGCCAGCAGUGAUCUCAACUAACAACCUGUUAGCACCACAAAAUCUCUUAAAUAUGCACUUGCGUCCUGUUUUUCAGUGCUGUGGCUAUCUUGACACACCGUGUGUGUUCUUAUAAUUAUUUUUGGAUGAUGGCUCUCUUCUUCUACACCCUGCACGUCAGGGUUUUUAUUGAUCAAAUCCAAUCACAGUGUAAAUAAGAAUCAGUAAACAGUUGAGGGUAACAUCGAUAACACAUGCGUGCGAAGGAUGGAGUACAGUGUGUAUUUUGUUGUUUGUUUGUUACCCUUUUCAAAUAUCAGAUAUCUUCCAUUUGAAGAGGUAAAACAUGCCCUGUCACAACCACGGACACCAACGGCCGUUCGUGGAAAACUGUUGUUAGCUAUUAAAGGACAUCUGUUUACAAACUGGUUUUGUUCCCAGAAGAGCGUCACACAUGCCUGUGGAUUUUCAGAGAAAUAAACCUCAGAAAUGUUUUUUUUUCUCUUCUCCCCCCCCAAAGUGUUUUUAUUUUUUUCACAGCUGAAUGACUGCCCACGUGAAACAUGCAGAUGAAUGUGAGGUAUUAGUAUUGCUGUUUUCAUGGAAACACGCCUGAGUUGAUUCCAGGAGGUUGAACUGAGCAGUGCUGAGAAAACCUCUUAUCAGGAUUAGAGUAAAGAGCUGCAGUUAUUAAUACACUGCUGCCACAAGUGAGAACAGGCUCUCUCUCUCUCUCUCUCUCUCUCUCUCUCUUUCUCUCCCCGCGUGUGUGUGUGUGUUUUUCAGCAUCAGUCUGAGAUGUUUAAGUUAUGUUUCUAUCCAGAUUGUUCAAAAAACUUCUCUCAUCAGUACAGUAUAGGCAUCUUUACAUCAUCUAUGUGCCGGAUGACGGACAGUUCAGUCAUUACGAUUAUGACCACAUGGUUAUAACGUCUCUCAUGCAGAUUUAAUGCAGUGUUAGACUAAAUGCAUAUGUCUGCUUCGCACCACAUACUCACAGUAGUGGAUGAGGGGCUCAGAUCGUGUACGUUAACGUAGCAGCGCCGCAGUGUAAAGUCAGUAAAGUGCUUAAGGUAUUAAACCCUAAAGGUCUUGUAAUCCAACUGAUCCUUCCAGAGUGUUACAUUAUUAUUAUAUUGGAUUACUGAAUUAGAAUUAACUGCACAGGAGGAAAUGUUUUCCCCCCAUUAGUGUUUGUUUGUGUGUUUGUUUGGUAUGUGGUUGGUCGGUUUGUCAGCGUAAUCACACA